This is a messenger RNA of Nematostella vectensis (starlet sea anemone), 2398 nucleotides long. RefSeq lists its product as uncharacterized. The transcript has a single exon. NCBI's taxonomy places the organism in Eukaryota, Metazoa, Cnidaria, Anthozoa, Actiniaria, Edwardsiidae. Bases 158 to 1024 code for a protein of 288 amino acids. The record is from RefSeq and is a predicted model, not a curated record.
CAGGACAAAUAAAGAACACAGGGAUCGAGUUCAAGAAGUGCUUAAUCAGACUUCAGCAACUGAUCAAGCUUUGAAGGAGAGACAAUAUGGUCUGCGCUAUAGUGAACUACUUCAGCUAUCUUAUUUCGAUGCUGUUAGGUUCCACACUAUAGACCCCAUGCAUGCUUUAUUUAUGGGGACUGCCAAACACAUCAUGCAGAAAGUGUGGCUGGCUGAAGAACGUCCAGUCAUUAAGAAGGGAAAUCUAUCACAGAUCCAAAAAAAACUUGAUGAGUUAAGACCUCCAUCUAGUAUUGGUCGAAUGCCAUCAAAAAUAGAAAACUCCUAUGGUGGUUUCAGUGCUGACCAAUGGAAAUCAUGGACUUUGUUUUUUUCAAUAUAUGCCCUAUGGAACAUAUUACCACCAGCAGAUUUAGAACUGUGGCGAAACUUUGUCAUGGCAUGCAAGCAAUUUUGCUCACCUAUUUUAACACAGGGUAGGGCUGAACUUGGACACACAUACAUUUUGAAAUUCGGACAAGACUUUGAAAGGCUGUAUGGAAAAGAAAAGGUUACCCCAAACAUGCACCUUCAGACCCACAUUCUUGAUUGUGUUUUAGAUUAUGGACCAGUUUAUUCUUUUUGGCUCUUUAGCUUUGAAAGGUAUAAUGGCAUUAUAGGAGAAUACUGCACUAACCAACGAGCUGUGGAAAUUCAACUCAUGCGUAGAUUUACUUCUGAGCUCUAUGUCAGUGAUAUUAAGUUACCAAGUGAAUUCAAGGAAGCAUUCCAACCUCUUCUUAAUAGACUCAAUGGUCAACAGGUAGGCACCCUUUCUCGUCAGGAAGAGAAGCUUUCGAAAAAAGUAAUUGAUACAAGUCUUCUGGCUGUUGGUCCAGUUCGCCGGAGUGAUCAUUGGCCUGUUCUGGAAUCUGAUAUGUACCAGUUCCAUCCUCCCCAGUCAAAAUCAAGUGUGUCAAAGCAUCAAUUAGAUCAUCUCAAGGAGGCCUACCUUACCAUAUUUGCACAACUGGAUCCUGACUAGGUCACAAGGUUCUUUGACAGAUAUGCAUCAGUGUCAAUUGGAAGGGAACGUUUUGGUUCAGCUGAUUCUAGAGGGGAGCGUUCCUCAUUCAUAACUGCCAGAUGGUGUGGUUUCAGGGGACAGAUUGACAAGAGUGGUGUAGAUGUGCGUCCUGGGGUAGUACACUACUACAUGAGACAGAAUGUUACUGUAAAUGGAUCAAUCAGGUCAUGUUUGUUCGCAGCUGUACGAUGGUUCCAAAAACACCAAGAUCGCUAUUUAUUGGGAGCUCCAACUGAAGUGUGGUGCAGAAAUCUAUAUGACGAUGAUGGCCCUGCCAGCUUCAUCCCUGUCCAAAGAAUUAUUUCCAAAUUUAUCCCAGCAUUUGAACUAAUCAAGGGCGAGCGUGUGCUAGUAGUGUGCCCUCUACCAAGGAAACUGGUAUGCUAAUGAAAGCUUAGAUAAUUAGGCAGGCAUUAGGGAAAAGUUUUUUUGCUUUCCCUUGAGCAAUUGUAGGUUAAAAAAUUGAAUUACAAUUAGUGUUUAUAGAAACGUCACAGGGGCGGCGGACGGGGAGGUGCAGGGGGGUCGCCAGCCUCCCCCACUUUUGAAAGUGAGGGGGCAGCACCCCCCCACUUUUCAGAACGGAUGUUUCUUUGUGUAUGAACGGUUUUUUUUUAAACCAAAGGGUUUCAAGCGGUACAUAUGCAACCAACAACAAAUUUGUUGAACAGUUUAAAAUCCCAUGCAUAAAAAACUUAGGUUACCCCCCGCGUUCUUAUAAAUAGUGCUUAAGAAUUUUAAACCACUUCCCUUCCCUCCCCUCUUGAAACCACCAACCCCCCCCAACUUUCGCCCCCCCUUCCCACUUAUGGGACCACUCCGCCGCCCCUGCGUCAGGAAAUAGGACACCCUGCACAGUAAUAUGGAAGUAUAUAAAACACCAGGAUUGAUGAAUUCAUAAGUAAAUCUUAGUCAAUUUUAUAUAUAGCCAUUGACAAAAUCUGCAAUUUUCUGACAUUUGCAAGAACAUAUUAUUAUUUUGCUCUGAAUAAGUGGCACAGACAGCAAUCCAUUACUUUAAAUAUGUCGGCUUAGCUUGGGUUCCCUGUGAUAGCAGUAUUUUUUUUUACAUGAGAAAUACAAAUGGAAGUGCAUUAUUCUUUAUAUUCCAUGUCUCAAUUGCUUAAAACAUGAGGAUAUGAGUAUGUGGCUCCUGCCUUUGUUGUGCCAUUUAAAUGCCUUCAUAAAUGCAGUCAACAAUCAUUUCAGUCUCAAAAUGAUUUAUUUUAAUCACAAGAAGCCCAACAUAUAAUGUAAAUAUACAAGAAAUUUAUAGAUCCUGGUUUUAUAGGUAAGCUAAUAAAAUGGUGAACUUCAGUUCCCUUAGAAAGA